AUGCAUAUUUAAGAAGGAGCAAUUGAAACAUUCUAUUAUUAUCUAUGGCUUCAAAAUGACUCUAUUAAGCAAAACAAAGUUGAAUUCCAUCUCCCAGACACUCUCAUAUACAGAUUAGGAGUCAUUCAGGUUUUCAAUUAUAAAUUAAUUUAGGCAUGGUAUUUCACACAUAACAAUGAAAUCCUUGUAAAAAAACUUGAGAAUAGAACUCUACCAAAUAUAGAAACUGCAUUCCUUAAAGAUUGUGAGAACGAUGUUUGUGCUUAUUUCAUCAGUUGUAAACCAAGAAGAGAUUUUUAUAAUACCUAAGAAACUAGAGGAGAAUUCUUAUAAGAUUAACUCAAUAUAGAUUGCAAAACUUCAAUUCUCUACUUAAAUCAAGAGCAAUUUAAAUAGUUCAUACAUAAUCCAAAUAUUCAUAGAAAUGGAAUUUUGUAAAAAUUUGCAAAACCUGCUUUGCCCAAAGAAAAUGUAAUUUAAGCUAUAUGGAGCUAAAAUCUUUUGCUUUUAAGUUAAAGAGUUAAUAAUAUCGAAUUAACCUCUUCUAAAUUCGAUGCUUAAGAAAAAUGUUCAACAUUUAAUAGUCCUGAAUCUUAUUCUAAAGCCUAUCCUGUAAAGUCUAAAGUAAUAACAACAUAAAUUCAAAGACUUAUUAAUUAUAUCACCACAAGAAUUUGUGUUGUCACUUAUGAAAAAUUUAGAGUAAACAGAGCAGUUCUUUAUUGUAAAAUAGAUCAUUUGCAAAGAAUUAACAUUUUAUAUUGUACAUCCUUAAGAUCUAAUGAUGAAUGUCCUUUUCCUAUUUAAUUUGGACAUUAAAUUCGACCUGAAAAUGUCAAGAAUACUAUUACUACAAACAAACAAAAACCCAUUAAAUUGAUAAUGGAUGUACAAUGUUUAUCAUGUCAACAAUUAUGUUAAACUGAAGAUUUACAUCCUAUCAAAUAUUAAAAAUUAAUCACAUCAGGACAACAUUAUAGGAUGGAUAUUAAAUCUUACUCAACAAGAGUUUAAAGAGCAGAUCAUCAAAAAACUGAAGAUAAUCCAGAAAACUACAUAGCAAACACUACUAAAUUAAUACCAGAUAUUAUAAAGAAACUCUUCCCUUCUAUGUCCUACAGUGUAUAUAUUACUUUUAUAUUUAGGAAUUUGCAGAAGUUAAAGAAAAUUCAGCCUUCUUAAACAAAGAAUUACUUGUUUGUUUUAAUUGCUAUCUUAAAUUUACAUAAAGUAAAUAGAGAUUAAAUCAAACAAGUAGACAGUUACAAUUAAAAUAAAAAAACAGAUCUAUUACUGAUUUGAUUAGAUAGGCAUCUUAAGAAGUAUCCUAAAGACACACUGAAAGAGAUCACAGCGGAAAUAAGGAAUAUUAAAAAAUGACUUUAUGUUUAACCUAAAGAAGUACUUUACUUAAAACUGCUGAAGCUAUGACAAUGAAAUCUACUAUGAAAUCUUCUCGUACAUCUUCUAUGAUGAAGAAUAAUAUCACAUUAAGAAGUACUGCUAGAAAAUCCUCAGUCUGA
This is a messenger RNA of Paramecium pentaurelia, 1523 nucleotides long. Lineage: Eukaryota; Ciliophora; Oligohymenophorea; Peniculida; Parameciidae. The record is from the annotation of a GenBank genome assembly.